GGAUGGUCGAUAUAAAAUGAGAUUCUUAGAGAAGUUAGCAAGUUGAGAUAACAACGGCAAUACAUUGUUUGUUCCUACUCGCAGUCGUAAACGAUUUCAAUAGUUUAUGAAUAUUUUAAUUAAUGGUUAUACCUGUAAUUGUUGUGUUGAUAUCAAAACGAACUGUAGUAACUCAAUAUGACUAAACUCACUAUUUUCUUGGUGGCCAUUGUCGUUGUUCUGGCAAUAGCAGAAAACGAAAUAAGGGACAUACAAGAUUUAGAUUUAGUGAAACUUCUACAAAAUGAACGCGAGAGAAAAGCCGUUUUUGCUUGUCUUAUGGAACAGGCACCAUGUGGAAAAUACCAAAAGUUCAAAGAGUCGAUAACUCAAAAGAUAAAAACAAAGUGCAAGGAUUGUACUCCACCAGAAAAAGAAAGAUAUAAUAUGUUUUCGCAGCUGCUCUCCGUGACAUAUCCCGACAAAUUGAAUGCUCUGCGAGCUAAAUAUCGACCUUAAAUAAAGUUAUCAUUUUGGAAAGUAA
Zerene cesonia (dogface butterfly) is the source of this 523-nucleotide messenger RNA. RefSeq names its product ejaculatory bulb-specific protein 3-like. Lineage: Eukaryota; Metazoa; Arthropoda; Insecta; Lepidoptera; Pieridae. The coding region runs from base 178 to 498 and encodes 106 amino acids. The record is from RefSeq and is a predicted model, not a curated record. The transcript has 3 exons.